Messenger RNA from Lates calcarifer (barramundi perch), 4528 nucleotides. RefSeq names its product potassium voltage-gated channel, Shaw-related subfamily, member 4 (gene kcnc4). Gene Ontology annotation, molecular function: delayed rectifier potassium channel activity; protein binding. The record is from RefSeq and is a predicted model, not a curated record. NCBI's taxonomy places the organism in Eukaryota, Metazoa, Chordata, Actinopteri, Centropomidae. Gene Ontology annotation, biological process: protein homooligomerization; potassium ion transmembrane transport. Gene Ontology annotation, cellular component: dendrite membrane; axon; neuronal cell body membrane.
AGCAGACGCACACUUCAUCAACCCAUCCUCUCGGUCUAAUUGGAGGGAGUGGUUCAAAAAUGCGCCAGCCUCCGCCGGCAGCCAAAGAGUUAAACCGUCGAGCCGUGUUGUUGAACGCAUCAUCCAACCGGGCUGUGUCGCUAAGGGGAAGACAGGCUACUUGUAGAGAAAGCAACAGAUCUCCCCAGCUGGAAAACAACCCCACAUCUGGCACGCGAGCUGAGCGUUUUCAUGCGGGAAGAACUGCUGGGAUAUCACAGUGCACGAUUAGACGCGCGCACUGGAUCAUUUUCAGGCUUCUUGCGUCUGGCGUGGAGGGGAGAAAAGUUUUAAGAAAUAGUUGUGGAUUUUUUUUGGCUUUGCGGGAUUUGAUUAAAUCUGUGUAAAACGCGUGAGGAGUGACGGGUUACUUCAGGCUCAGUGGUUCAUGCUAUAGGCCCGCACUACCGCGCGUAAUUUACCAAUAUUCCUCUCUUUUUUUUAUUUAUAUAUCUAUCUAUUUUUACCGGCAGUAAGCGUGUGUUCAUCUGUGCAACAUCUGGGGGCAUCAGUUUAAGUCACACUUUGCAGUCUCAUCGACGACAACACUGAAAAACACAUACCUGCGUUUUUUUUGCGGCACCAGACUGAGUUUAGUAACAGGUGGUUUCAUAUUGAGCGUCUCACUUUGCCGCUGUCUAGACCAUUAUCAUGAGCCACACAGGUCGCUGUAAGGACUGGGGUCUGAAAUGAGGGCGCACUUUGCGUUGAUUCUUGAUUCUCUGAUUUUUGUACGAGUGGACAACAGUUUGUAAACGGAGGGGGGCGAACAGCCGGAAGGUCUCUGCUUCUAAAUGAUAAGCUCGGUGUGUGUUUCGUCUUACCGAGGGCGCAAGUCAGGCAACAAACCUCCGUCAAAAUCAUGUCUGAAGGAGGAGAUGGCCAGAGGGGAAGACUCGGACAAAAUUAUCAUCAACGUGGGCGGCACUCGGCAUGAGACCUACAAGAGCACCCUUAGGACCCUGCCGGGGACCCGCCUGGCGUGGCUGGCGGACCCGGACACGCAGGUCAGCACCGACUCAGACGCUGCACCCCCGAGCUCCACCGAGUUCUUCUUCGACAGACACCCGGGCAUCUUCGCCUACGUGCUCAACUACUAUCGGACCGGCAAGCUGCACUGCCCGGCGGACGUCUGCGGGCCGCUCUUCGAGGAGGAGCUGGCGUUCUGGGGCAUAGAUGAGACCGACGUGGAGCCGUGCUGCUGGAUGACCUAUCGGCAGCACCGGGACGCGGAGGAGGCCUUGGAGAUAUUUGAACCGCCGGACCCGGACGCAGACACCGACGACGACAGAGAGAUGCCGAGGCGGUUCGGCAUCGAGGACUGUCCAGAUAGGUCGAGGGGCUGCUGUGAAGUGUGGCAGCCGAAGAUCUGGGCCCUGUUCGACGACCCGUACUCCUCCAGAGCGGCCAGGGGAGUUGCAUUUGCCUCUCUCUUCUUCAUCCUGGUGUCCAUCACCACCUUCUGCCUGGAGACCCAUCAAGCCUUCAAUGAACUGCAGAACCGGACGGAGCUGGUCGUCGUGGGCAACAUCACAAAGGAAGUGGAGCGGAGGGAGAUGGUGACCAAGCCCAUCCUCACCCUGGUAGAGGGCAUCUGUGUGAUCUGGUUCACAUUUGAAUUCCUGGUGCGUAUCAUCUGCUGCCCAGACAAGGUGGUCUUCAUCAAGAACUCGCUCAACAUCAUUGACUUUGUGGCCAUUCUGCCCUUCUACCUGGAGGUGGGUCUGAGCGGUCUGUCGUCCAAAGCUGCCAGCGAUGUGCUGGGCUUCCUCCGAGUGGUGCGGUUUGUCCGGAUCCUCCGGAUCUUCAAACUGACGCGGCACUUUGUAGGCCUGCGCGUGCUGGGCCACACUCUGAAGGCCAGCGUCAAUGAAUUCCUCCUGCUCAUCAUCUUCUUGGCACUGGGUGUACUCAUCUUCGCCACCAUGAUUUACUACGCUGAGCGCAUUGGAGCCAGGCCCGAUGAUCCCACAGGCUCCAACCACACACACUUCAAAAACAUCCCCAUCAGCUUCUGGUGGGCAGUGGUUACCAUGACAACGCUUGGCUAUGGAGAUAUGUACCCACAGACGUGGCUGGGCAUGAUGGUGGGGGCCCUGUGCGCGCUGGCCGGGGUGCUGACCAUCGCCAUGCCGGUCCCUGUCAUCGUCAAUAACUUUGGGAUGUACUACUCGCUGGCUAUGGCCAAACAGAAGUUACCGAAAAAGAAGAAGAAGCACAACCCGAACCCAGACGCUCCGACUGACUCUGCCUCGUUUAUAAAGUCAGAAACGAACUCGCACAGAGACAGCACGCAGAGCGACACAUGUCCGCUGGCUGCUGAAGAGAGUGUCAGCAGGAACCGUUCAGAUUCCAAACAGAAUGGGGAUGCAAAUGUGGCCCUUUCAGAGGAGGAAGGCUGCAGCCUGACCCAGCCACUGUCCCCCAGUGAAAAGUGGUCCCUGCGGUGCACCCGAGGGCGAGACAAGACUAAGAAAGAGGCCACCUGCUUCCUCCUAACCUCCGGAGACCCCAGUGUCCAUACUGACAGCUGUAAAGACAUCCUCGCUGCCACUGGAAACUAUGCUCAGCCGGAGGUCACCACUCUGACCUGAUGCUGAUUGGCUAUGAAAAGGAGAAAGAGCAUGAGCUCACAGUGGAGUACAUGCGGUGCAGAGCUUCACCUCUGGUCCCUGCUUUCUUUUCCUUCCUGAAUGAACUGCAGACCGGAUUCUUUUUAUUCAGGAAAUGGUCUUUUCUUUUUUGGUCUCUGUCACACAUACAUUCAUUUACACGUUACAGAGCAUUGUGCAUGUGUUGCAUGGUCUGACAUUGUAAAAUGUACUUUAAAAACUGGCUACUGUUAAUUCACUUAUCAUUUAGUGGACAUUGCAUAGCUUGUCCUAAAGGCCCUUUAAAAAUAUUUUUUCCAUUAGCUUCUCCUUGACCAUUUAGAUCCAAUGUGAACACACAAUUUUCUGCCAGAGUUAGAACAGUUUUGGUGAUUUCACAUAAGAGAUUAUCACUGGUUUGAAGGGAAAGUUGGAAAAAGUUGACAUGUUUCCAUCCACCAAUCAGGAUUUAGUAACAUUUGAAUCUGAAUCUGAUGACAGUUUGGUCACUGUCUGUCAAAUCUGACCAAAUCCCACCAACACAGUCCUGAUGAAGCUUAUUAGCUGAUUUCUGGGUUUUAAACUCAUUAUAUGACGUUGCUUUUAAAACUUCAGUUUAUUUAGUCAGGUUAGUUUUUUUGUUAAUGAGAUAUUACAUGUCUUUGCGUGUUUCUCUUUUCACGUUUGUACCAAGAUGUACAGUCAGUUUGAGCUCUUUUUGGAACUCAGAAAACUUCAUUGUCAUUUGGAUUGAUGUCUUAUACACAUAAAUGUUGUUAACUAUCGAGUAAGGACACCCAGACAGUUGUGAAUAUGGGUUUGUACAGCAAAACUGUUACUGUGAACUAGGAUUAGAUAAAAACUUGAAAUCAUAGUUUGAUCCUCGACCAAACAGACCCAGAGUUCUUAGUUGAUCAUCCGGUCUCUGCCUUCUGUCGUGCCACUGCUUUUUAACACUAACCACAGGGACAACAUGCAGAUAUUUUGUCAAGACACAGCGUGACAUGAAGGCUGCUCAGGCAACACAUUGUUUGUAAAUCCUUGUAUGAUAAGAGAGUUUAACAAAAGAAGAAAAAAAAUCAAUGGAACAGUAUUGUCUGUCUAUUACAUUAGCCGUGUAGCAGUUGAUGCAUCAUUACUGGUUGAGUCAGGACCAAAUGUAGACUCGAUUAGAUUACAUGGUAGCUUUUCAGGAUCAUUGUUAGUUUAAAAAAAAAACAAAAAAAACAAUACACACAGUGCAAUGCCACCAGUUCCACUUGUGCCUCAUGUUGAGUAAUGGAGCUUAAAUGUGUGCAGUAACGUAAUUAGAUUUGUUCCUCAACACUUCUGGUUGUGUCCGAUCUGUAGAAACCCUGUUACAUGUUUCCAUGAGAAGCAGGAGGAGUGUGGUUUCUUUCACUUGUGACUUAUAAUAUAUUCCUCAUGGUCUACCAUAGUGGCCUUAUGUUUAAUAAACAAAGGGAAACUUCAUUUCAUCAUCAUUAGACUCUGUUUCUAUGCAGACCCAAAGGUCUGUAAUUAUGUAUAAGCGCAGUUGUACGUAUGUAGCAUAGCACAAUAUUCGGGAUCAUUCCUUAGAUUCUUUUCUCCUCUCUAUAUGACAUGCUUAUGCACCAUGAAAUAACUGUUAACCAAUAAUGAAAGAUUAUUUUGAUAAUUCACCUUUUUAGCCUCAUUUCCUGUUUUCCCUGUUGUAUAUUUGAAUGUGAUGGAGAAACACACAGCACAUCAAUUUCAUAUCACCCCAUUAUGGAUUGUAUAGGUGACUGUGAUGAAUUUUAACCCAGUCAAAUUGUCAGAUGUUGUGUGUGUGUGCGUGUGUGUGUGCGUGUGGGAUGUUGUAUCAUGUAGGCAUGUGUUUCUAUGCAGAAAUGCAAAUAAAAUUCAUUUCCCCC